This is a messenger RNA of Rhagoletis zephyria (snowberry fruit fly), 708 nucleotides long. The record is from RefSeq and is a predicted model, not a curated record. NCBI's taxonomy places the organism in Eukaryota, Metazoa, Arthropoda, Insecta, Diptera, Tephritidae.
AUGUCGGAGACUGAGCAGCUGUCUGGAGCUAAUGAUAUGUACGACGAUGAGUUGGAUUGUGUGUAUGAAGAAGGUAAAAAUAAGGAAGUGGAUGUGAAAGAAGAGGAAGAAGAUUCAGAGACUGAUUACGAUGCUGUGGGAAAUUUUGAUCAGUCAGCAGGAAAUGCAGUGAUCAAAACUGAAGAGCAGAAUGAAACUACAAUUGAUAUGUUCGAUGAUGAGUUUCAUGCGAUUAUGGAACGGGAUUUUUCUGCCGAAAAGAAUGCCAAUGAAGCGAGUGAAGCAGUGAGGGUCAAUGAAGAACACGAAACGGAUUUGGAUGCCACUGAAAUUGAAGAUGAUGAUUAUUCAGCAGUCAGUGAACCGGAGCCAAACACCGAGCCAGUGGUCAAUUGUAUCUCGAGCAGUGCAUCAGGUGAACAACAGCGGAAUGGUCGUCGAGGUCGAGUUAAAAGCCACAAGUGUCAGCAAUGCGGCAAAAGCUUUCCAUCUCCAUCUGCUCUUAAGCUACACCAAGUGGUGCACACUGGCAUUCGAGCUUACAAGUGCCCAACAUGCUCCAAAUCAUUUGGGCUGAAGGGUAAUCUCACCACACACCAACGAUUUGUUCACACCGACUCUCGACCCUUUCAGUGCUCCAUUUGUGAAAAGACGUUCAAAUGGAAGCUUGGUCUCAAAAAGCAUCUUCACGCUCAGCAUCAGCAGUAG